This is a messenger RNA of Camellia sinensis, 1652 nucleotides long. Its product is annotated as putative protein phosphatase 2C 27. The record is from RefSeq and is a predicted model, not a curated record. Gene Ontology annotation, biological process: protein dephosphorylation. Lineage: Eukaryota; Viridiplantae; Streptophyta; Magnoliopsida; Ericales; Theaceae. Gene Ontology annotation, molecular function: protein serine/threonine phosphatase activity; cation binding.
CCCCUCUCUCUCUGUCUCUGUCUCUCUCUCUAAAAACACACUGCACACAAACGACACACUUUCGUGUGGUUUUCUUGCAAGAACAGAGAGAGCCUCCUAAUCUCUCUAAAUACGGAUUUUUAAUAUAUUCCUAAGAAUCUUCUCUCCAACUAUCCGUUAUUUUUCUCUCAUAUUCUCUCUCUCUCUCUCUCUCUCUCUCUCUCCAAGUUGCAUAGAAACUGAAGCAAAGACCACCCACCAUGUGUGUACCAGACGCAGAGCAAGUUACCGAGGGGAUUGACAAUCUGGGUCUCUCUGACCAAGCUGAGAAUCACAAUCCCUGGUCUUUGCAUUCUGAAUUGUUGCAGACCCAGAUGGAGAUUGCAGAAAAAGACACUUCCUGUGAUCAGAUUACUCUGGGAAAUUCAUUUCCUCUGGAAAGCAUUUAUGAGGAUGCAGCAGCUGCUGAUAGAAGACAUAACCCAUUAAGUAACUUCAUCCCUACCCUAAGGUCUGGAGAGUGGUCUGACAUUGGAGACCGUCUUCAUAUGGAGGAUACUCACAUAUGCAUUACUGAUCUAGCACAGAAUUUUGGUUGCAAUUUACUUGGUGAGGAAGCUGUCUCCUUCUAUGGUGUGUUUGAUGGACAUGGGGGAAAGGAUGCAGCACAGUUUGUUCGUGACCACUUACCAAGGGUCAUUGUUGAAGAUGCUGAUUUCCCUUUAGAACUUGAGAAAGUGGUCACAAGGUCAUUCAUGGAAACUGAUGCUGCUUUUGCAAAGUCAUGCUCUCUUGGGUCUGCCCUGUCGUCUGGCACAACUGCACUCACUGCAAUGAUAUUUGGGAGAUCUUUACUCGUUGCAAAUGCCGGAGAUUGCCGGGCAGUACUGUCUCGACAUGGAAUGGCCAUAGAGAUGUCGAAAGAUCACAGGCCUUGCUGCAACAAUGAAAGGAUAAGGAUCGAGUCACUGGGGGGAUUUAUCGAUGAUGGCUAUUUGAAUGGUCAGUUGGGUGUAACCCGUGCCUUAGGUGACUGGCAUAUCAAUGGACUAAAGUUAGUGGAAGAAGGCGGACCUGUGAUGUGACGCGAACUCAAGUGUGGGCGACAUUAAACAAAAGAAGAUGAGUUUUUGAUAAUCGGUAGUGAUGGAAUAUGGGAUGUGUUUAGUAGCCAAAAUGCUGUGGACUUUGCGAGGAAGAAACUCCAAGAGCACAAUGAUGUGAAGUUGUGCUGCAAAGAAAUAGUCAAGGAAGCAAUAAAGCGCGGAGCGGCAGACAACCUGACGGUGGUGAUGGUUUGUUUUCAUUUGGAACCGCCUCCUCCCCAUGUGGUGGUGCAACGGCCAAGAUUCAAAAGGAGCAUUUCUGCAGAGGGACUUCGAAAUCUCAAGUGUCUGCUAGAAGGAUAGAGGUUCGAUUUAUCUGUUUACUAGUUUGGUUUUUAAAAUUGGCGGGCAAAGCUAAAGAGUAGUAAAUAAUUGUACUUAGCCGGUGAUGAUGAUGAUGAUAAUUGGCUCAUUUCUGGAGUGGUGUUGUACAUGUAUAUAUACUCUUUUCAUUUUUUUGGACAACGUUCUUGUUUCAUAGUGUCCAACUUGGUUGUCAAGAUACUGGGAGAAAUAAAAAAAAAAUUAAUGGGAAAUUAGUGUUGUUUGUAAACAGAUUUUGUGAUA